AUGUUUGGAGGCAACGAUUACACAAGAUUUCUGACGGAUCAAGGUUUAGCCUCUCCCAGUGCUUCUAAUCGUCACGGUCCCUCCGGUUCUAACAAUAUAAACCCCGGUUUUCACAAUAACCGCCGUGUAACCUCGCAACCCCUGCAUGUGACGCCUCCUUCUAAUACGCCUUCACCAUCUCAUUCGCAUGGUGGCACUGCGCCGAACCCUGACAUUACUGCAUCUCAACCCGCGCGUUCCUCCUCUACAGUCAUGUUUGACCAAGACUCAUCUGUUGCGGCUACUAAGCUUAAAGGUGAUGAGGCAAAGCCACGGUGGAUUGAUCCUCAAGUAUGGGUUGGUCUUGUUAGGUAUUGGCUUGAUCCAAAAUCAGAAAUCAAGAGCAACCACAGUCGGAAUGCUCGCUAUCAUGAUCUAGAUGGCACCAGAAUAUACAAGCACCGUUCAGGCCAAACGUCGUUUAAAGUCCGUGCUCGAAAGCAUUCUGAGAUCACUGGUGAGCUAACUCCGGAUUUCCUACGAAUCUUAGAAGACACUCAUCGAAAACCGGAUGGCUCAUUUACUGAUGGCAAGUCCGAGUCCGUGUUCAAUGAGGUGUCAUCCAAGAUUCAAGAGUUGGAAUCUGAGCUGUGUACAUGGGAUAAUGGAGAGAGUUCUGCUUCUGGUGGGGUGCCCAUUCAUAUCAAAAACAAAAUUUACACUGAAGUUGCUCCGAAGAAGAAAAACAGGAUUUUUGGGGUUGGUUCGCUGCAGUUUGAAGCGUCCUCUAGCAGUAGCGGUCCACCACCUCUGUCUCCAAUGAUCUGGUUAUAUUGGCUCAGAAACUUGCUGCAGCUGAGGAGUUUAUCCAAACCCAGACACAAAGAAUGCAUAGCUACGAUGCAUACUUCGACUACCUCGCCGAAAAAGAUCCUGAGUUUGCUGCGAAGUUUCGGAACCCGACAACCCAACAAGCGACCAACCUAGAAGGCACCAACCCAGAGGGCACUAUCCCAGAUGGCACCAACCCAGAUGGCAACACCGGUGAAACGGGAGCAACUGGUAGCCAAACUGAGACCAGAAACAUGACCUCUCUCUCUCAAUCCUUUUAAAAACUCUUUUUUUGCUGACUAUAUCCCCUGUGAGGGAAAA
Camelina sativa (false flax) is the source of this 1131-nucleotide messenger RNA. The record is from RefSeq and is a predicted model, not a curated record. Lineage: Eukaryota; Viridiplantae; Streptophyta; Magnoliopsida; Brassicales; Brassicaceae.